This is a messenger RNA of Coregonus clupeaformis (lake whitefish), 764 nucleotides long. Its product is annotated as E3 ubiquitin/ISG15 ligase TRIM25-like. The transcript has a single exon. Gene Ontology annotation, molecular function: zinc ion binding. The record is from RefSeq and is a predicted model, not a curated record. The annotation marks the transcript as partial. NCBI's taxonomy places the organism in Eukaryota, Metazoa, Chordata, Actinopteri, Salmoniformes, Salmonidae.
UCCUCAUCAAAUAAACCACAUCCCCUCUACAUACAGAGUUCACAGUCAAGUAGGAAGCCACUUCCUGUCCUCUGGUGUAGAGUUCCAUGAAACAGAAAGUAAUCUUUGACACUGAACAGAAAGUCAUCUUUGACACUGAUAUUGCUUAACCUACGGGAGAGAGCACCAAAAUGGCAGAGAAUCAGGAACUGUUCUGUUGCUCCAUCUGUCUGGAUCUACUGAAGGAUCCGGUGACUACUGGCUGUGGACACAGCUACUGUAUGGGCUGUAUUAAAGAAUGCUGGGAUCAGGAUUAUCUGAAAGGUGUCUACAGCUGUCCGCAGUGCAGACAGACCUUCAGACCAAGGCCUGUUCUGAAGAGAAACAUCGUGCUGGCUGAAGUGGUGGAGAAACUGAAGAAGACAGGACUCCAGGCUGCUUCCCCUCCUGCUCUGUGCUAUGCUGGACCUGGAGAUGUGACGUGUGAUGUCUGCACUGGGACCAGAAAGCAGAAAGCCCUCAUGUCCUGUCUGGUGUGUCUGGCCUUUUACUGUGAGACUCACCUCCAACCUCACUAUGAAUCUCCUGCUUUCAAGAAGCACAAGCUGGUCAAAGCCACCGCACAACUACAGGAGAAGAUCUGCUCUCAUCAUGACAAACUGCUGGAGGUUUACUGUCGUACCGAUCAGCAGUGUAUCUGUCUGCUGUGUGUGACGGAUGAACAUAAAGGCCAUGAUACAGUGUCAGCUGCAGCAGAGAGGACUGAGAAACAGGUAAGACCAGAA